AUGAACAAAAGUGUUACAACUAGUAAGUCGUUUUCUGUUGUUGCCUCCAACCGGACGCUUACAGGAUAUAGGAAGAUGGAAACUAUAACGCAUCAUCCACUUUUAAUUGUGACGCCAGAAGAAAUGAAGAAAGUUCGACAGUUCUUCAAUUUAGACGAUGUGUACAGAAUACGAGAGAGCUUGGAGGCGAUUGAAGAGUGGUGCAAGAAACAAGAUCAUCUGGUCACAGCUUUCCAAUACUUAAAUCGAAGCAUGUUAGAACGUUUGCUCCUUUUAUCAAGGGGCUCCACUGAAGGCACUAAAACUAAAAUUGAUAAGUUAUUUACAAUGAGAGCGAUGAUGCCAGAGAUAUGUUUAAAUAAAACGAUUGAAGAAUUUGAGCAUUUUUCCGAUUGUAUCCUAUAUGUACCAUUACCUAAUCUGUGUCCAAGUGAUCAGUCGAGGGUCACGGUAACGCAACCUCUGGCCGGAAAAUUGGAUGAAUUUAAUGUACUGUCUUAUAUAAGAUAUUGCUUUCUGAUUGGAGAGUACAGAUUGUCUUACGAUUACUGUAUAUCAGAAAGAUUUAUAUUGGACCUACAAAAUAUUAAUAUGAAUUUUCUCACUAAGCUCAAUCCAAUUAUAUUAAAAAAGGGAGAAAUUAUAUGUACAGAAGCUUAUGGUACUAAAAUUAAAGGAAUCCAUAUCAUAAAUGCGCCAUCAUUUGUAGACAAAUUUGUUUUUGUACUUAAACAAGGGCUCAAGGAAAAGGUUGCGAGUAGACUAUACGUACACAACUCUUAUGAAGAUCUACAUAAAGAGAUUCCCAAACAAAUUCUACCUAAGGAGUAUGGUGGCGAUGGGCCAAGCUGUGAGAAAUUAGCUGAUCAAUGGAAAGAUUGUCUCAAAUCAAAAGAAGCUAGAAGAGUUAUAGACGAGUGCAAUAAACUUGUAGCAGAUGAGUCAAAGCGGAGUGAAAUGAAGUUUAACGAAGAGUAUUUAGGAAUGCCCGGUUCAUUUAGAAAACUGACUGUAGAU
Messenger RNA from Brenthis ino (lesser marbled fritillary), 1017 nucleotides. The record is from the annotation of a GenBank genome assembly. NCBI's taxonomy places the organism in Eukaryota, Metazoa, Arthropoda, Insecta, Lepidoptera, Nymphalidae.